Ostertagia ostertagi is the source of this 204-nucleotide messenger RNA. Lineage: Eukaryota; Metazoa; Nematoda; Chromadorea; Rhabditida; Trichostrongylidae. The record is from the annotation of a GenBank genome assembly.
AUGAGUAUUGAAAACGGCAAAGGUAACAGCUUAUACCCCGAUAUCCAUGAAGGAAAAUCGGAGUCGUCGUCAUCGAAAAAAUUCAUGGACCACGGACCGGAAGAUUUAGCUCUAGUUGUGAAGGCGGCCGAUUUAGCUGCAAGACGGCAUCGUCAUCAGAAGCGUAAGGAUCAUGCUGGUACACCGUACGUGAAUCAUCCCAUU